Macroventuria anomochaeta is the source of this 258-nucleotide messenger RNA. RefSeq lists its product as uncharacterized. The transcript has a single exon. The record is from RefSeq and is a predicted model, not a curated record. NCBI's taxonomy places the organism in Eukaryota, Fungi, Ascomycota, Dothideomycetes, Pleosporales, Didymellaceae. The annotation marks the transcript as partial.
AUACGAAUCGGCGGAGACCUGCCUAUGGAACUGACAAACGAGUGCUGUAUGACAGCCAUAUACCUACUGAAUCGUACUCCAACAGAAGCCCUAGAUUGGAGAACGCCGUAUGAGAUUGUACAAAGACACAAGCCAACAGUGGCUCACCUAGCCGUCAUUGGAUUCAGAGCAUACGUACUGAACACCAAGUUGAAGCUUGUAGAGAAGCUACAAUCACGGGACUUGGUAGGACAGCUAGUUGGCUACGACUCUACGGAC